GCCUUAGCAGCCGUCCAAGCAAGCACUCGCGCAGCUUGCUGGCAGCAGUCGCUGGCAGCCUUGCGCCAGACUUCUUCACCGCCAGUCGUCCUCUUCAACGCCUGCGCAGCCAGCUGCUCCAAAGGAAGGCAAUGGAGGGCAGCCAUCCUUCUGGCCGAAGAGAUACACUGUCUAGGCUUAGAGGCAACUGUUGUUACUUGCAACACUCGCAUCAAAGCUGCCGGCUCCGAAGAGAUGAAUUGGGCCAGCACUCUGGAUUUUCUCCGAGCUGCUCAGAAGCAGUCCGUGAGAAGUGACGCCGUCACCUGGAACUCAGCUGCAGAUGCAUGCAGUGGGCAAGGAGACCCUGAUGUGUGGCCCCAGGCUUUGCAGCUCCUAGACGGACUGAGCUGGAGGGGCUUGGAGAGCGACGGGGUCACUGCGACGCUUCGGAUCAAGAGGGCCUCGUGGCCAGCGGCGAUGCUGCAUUUCUCUCACACAGCUGAGAGCUUCUUUGGAAAGGCGGCGAAGGUCGGCGUCAAUGCAGGGCUAUCGUCGCUGGCCUUGGGCACGGCUUGGGGCUACGGCACAUCCCUACUGCACACGAUGCGCCAUCGCGCUGUGGAGUUGGAUCCGAUGGCCCUCACCGCGGCCAUUGCUCUUUACUCCGGUGAAGAGGCAUCGGAUGCCUGGAUGCAUUCUUUGCAGCUCUUGGAGAAUAUUCAUGCAUUCGGCCUCGACCAGGGGACUGCGAGAGGAGCUGCUCGCGUGGAUAGGGUGGCUAUCAGUUCGGCCAUGACGGUCUGCACCAACCAUCAGCUCUGGGAGCAUGCUCUCUCACUCUUUGAGGCACUUAUGGAGGCUCGCCGUGCAGACGUCGUCAGUUUCGGAAGUGCCAUUUCUGCAGCAGCUUCGGGCCGGUUGUGGGAGUUGGCUCUACACCUCCAUGAGGAGAUGCCCAACAUGCAGUUGGCACCAAACCAGGUCACCUUUAAUGCCGUCAUCGCUGCUUGCGAGCAAGGCCUGCAGUGGGAAGUGGCAGUGUCCAUGUUGCCAAGCAUGCGGCUGCUUCUGAUAAUGCCGGACGUUGUAAGCUACACUUCGACGAUUUCGGCAUGUGGCCAGGCACAGUGCUGGCUAGAUGCGAUUCAGCUGCUGGGCGAGGCCCUGCAGCUGCGGCUGCGGACAAACAUCAUGUCCCUGAGCUCGGCGAUCAGUGCAUGUGAGAAAGCCGGGCAAUGGCAGGCAGCGCUUCAACUCCUGGGCAAGGCCCGAGACCUGGGCUUAGAGCCGAGCACAAUCACGUGCAAUGCAGCCAUCAGUGCCUGCGAGAAAUGUUGCAGGUGGACAGAGGCCCUCCACUUGCUGUCCGAGAUGAACUCUCUUGCACUGCCGCAGAGCUCCAUCACCCAGUCAGUCAGCAUUGCGGCAUGCGCACGAGGAAGAGCCUGGGAACAUGCACUGUGGCUCUUUGGCCAGGGGCAGUUGCUACAAACUUAUGGGUCUGAGCUCUUUGCAGCAUGUGCAUCGACAAUCUCCGCAUGCGAGAUGGAGUCCUCUAGAGGAGCUGCUCAGACAGUUCCAGCGAUGCUGGCCAGGAUUUGCCUGCUCUUGGAGGAACCAGAGGCCCAAGCGCAGGUGCUGACAGUGGAAAUUCUCAGUGACUUCGGCGCAUUGCCAUCCCGAGGCUUGAACAUACAACGCCGCAGGCUUCGGCAGAAAAUGCUCAAACAAUGCAGGAUUCUCUGUGGCUACCGGAGUGGAUGGUCUGUGCAAGAACCGUCUUGGAGGCUGCAUGAUCCAGUUUUGGAGCAGGAGUCGUUUCUCGGAGCUUCGCUCACACAGAAGCUGCUGCAGCAGCUGCAGUUAGCACCAACGGGUGACCCAGCUGCUGAACCAUGGCUGCCAACGGCACGCGCAGCUGCCCGAACAGCGCCAGCGCUGACCAGUUCAGCCGAUGCCAAUGAGGCGGAACAGCGUGCCAAGGCGAUUUCUGCAUGGACGGGGGCAUCAGUGGAUGCCAGGGUUUCAGAGGCGCACGUCUCCAUCCAGUACAGGAGCCGGGUGCACCAGUGGA
Symbiodinium sp. CCMP2456 is the source of this 2056-nucleotide messenger RNA. The record is from the annotation of a GenBank genome assembly. NCBI's taxonomy places the organism in Eukaryota, Dinophyceae, Suessiales, Symbiodiniaceae.